CGGACUCCAAGAAAAACACACAACAGUUUUACACCGACGAGUGGCGGUCUUCACCUCUCUUCAUGCAAAUCAAGCAGCCAUGACAAAAUGGGAGAUUAAUCGACACAUUUAGCGCCUGAUGAUGCUUCCGAGCCCGGUUACAUCAACGCCGUUUUCUGUGAAGGAUAUACUGAAACUGGAGCAGCAAUCUCGCCACCUUCAAUCUCUGCAUCCCGCGCAACACCACGCACAACUGCAUCCGGAACUGCAGGAGAGAUUUCAGGCACCAUCAUCCUGUUUUCUCGGAGGUGGAGACAGCCCAGGCUUCUCAGACAACGACGAGAAGAUGUCUUUUCUGAACUCUCUGUCCAUGCAGGAUAGUUUAGUGGAGAGCAGCCUUUCCCCUCCGAUGUUCGUCCAUCCGGCCCUGGGACACGUCGACACUAAACUUGAAGAUGAACUUGAGGACCACGAAACGAAAAGCUGCGGUGCUAUCAUCAGAUCUCCGGAGUGUGAGGGUGAGGUGCACUCGGACACGGAGCGCUCGCAGCGGCAGAGGACACGCAGGAAGCCGCGGGUUCUUUUCAGCCAGGCGCAGGUCUUCGAGCUCGAACGGCGCUUCAAACAGCAGCGCUAUUUAUCGGCUCCCGAGCGAGAACAUUUGGCUAGUACCCUGAAACUGACAUCCACGCAGGUCAAAAUCUGGUUCCAGAACCGCAGAUACAAAUGCAAGCGACAGCGUCAAGACAAAACACUGGAAAUGGCAGGACACCAUCACCCGCCGCCGCCCAGGAGAGUAGCGGUGCCGGUGCUAGUCCGGGAUGGCAAACCGUGUUUAACGGGAUCACAGAGUUACAACGCCACGUACGCCGUGAACCCAGGCCCUUAUACAUAUAACGGCUAUUCAUCUUAUAAUAACGCCGCCUACACAAACCCUUACAGCUGUACAUACCCCAGCCUUCCUCCUCUUCCAGCAAACACAUCCACUAAUGCGCUGAUGAGCAUGAGUCUGAACAACCUCGGAACAUAUUCCCAACCUCAGACAUCACAAGGGACCCCCGUGUCGGCGUGCCAAGGGACUCUGCAGGGCAUUCGGGCAUGGUAGUGCCAUAGCAAUACCCACCCGUCUGUAUAUAAAUGGCAACUUUACAAUAUUAGCACACAGUUAGCCAUGUUUUAUAGGCCUAGGGUCCUGUAUAGUCUACCUUUUCAGUAUAAACUUGAGUGAAUUUCUUCUAGCAACCCUUCCGUGAUGGCUGAACCAAUGCACAUGAAUAUUCAUAGCAAUUUUUGACCACCUAUUUGGGCAAGAUACUCCCCGAACAUUUGCGGGUCUAACUUCAGACUGGCACCGUGGUAUCAAGGACAGUUGUUUUCUCAUUCAUUGCACUUAUCGAUGAAAAGUUAUUACCUAAGAAAUGUUACGAAUAUUGACAACGGUGUGUGUGAUUUUGUGCAAACCUACAUUGUAAAAAAUAAAAACAGUAAACUUUAUUUUUAAGAAGGUCAUGAUAAAAUGUUUACUGUUUGAUACACGGGACGUACCCAAAAUCUACAUUAUAGUUUAAAGAGCAUUCAAGUUAAAGAGAGUAACAAAAAGAUACCGAAUACGUAAUUCAAGACGCAAAAAGGUUUUAAUACGAGGUGCAAAAAUUCACAGAACAAAAAAUUGCGCCUAAUUCGGUUUUCCCCAAAAUACUGCGUAUGGUAGUUAUUGCUAUAUCCACAAUAUGAGCAAUAACCUACAAGCCAAAAUGUUCUUGCAAUAUUUAAAAAAAAAGUUUCGUUAAUAACACGGUUCUGAAAUAAACUUACGUUUGAAAUAAAUUAGCUUAUUUAUUUUAUUAUAGGUUACAUUUAAACAUUUAUGAUUAUUAAUACUCACGAGAAUAAUUCGAAUUUUUCGAAUCUCCCAAACACAUCCUCAUUUAAAUGGCACUUGAAAAUGUUUGUAUAUUAACGAUAGAUUCCAACGUUUCCUAAACUAUGCGCACACUUGAACUGAUCUUUUUGCUUUUGUUUCCCAGCUUUUUAAAGACAAAGGGGUCACAAAAUGAACGACGAAUGAACGAUUUUUUAAAAAAAAUACACACACUAUAGCAGAGAAUAAAGCGUUCUGGUAAAAACUGCUUAAAAUCGAUAGCUUAAUCCACGCUUUACAAGUCAGACAGGAAGUUAAAAGUUAAUUUAGGCCUGUUUUGUUAAGCAUGAUGAAUUGCGCUUGAAGUAAGGUUUUUUUUAUAUAACAAUUUCACAAGAAAUGCAAUUGGUUUAAAAUUACAUUCAUUAAUAAACAAUGUUAGCUUUCCCUACUCCUAUUUCUUUUUCCUCCAAUGGCAGGUUUCAACCUUCUCUAGCCUACUCAUUGCAAGUUGUUAAACGAUGUAACUGAGCUUAUAAUGACACAUCGUGCUUAACCA
This is a messenger RNA of Labeo rohita (rohu), 2399 nucleotides long. RefSeq names its product NK2 homeobox 3 (gene nkx2.3). The transcript has 3 exons. Gene Ontology annotation, molecular function: DNA-binding transcription factor activity, RNA polymerase II-specific; RNA polymerase II cis-regulatory region sequence-specific DNA binding. The record is from RefSeq and is a predicted model, not a curated record. Gene Ontology annotation, cellular component: nucleus. Gene Ontology annotation, biological process: cell differentiation; regulation of transcription by RNA polymerase II. Lineage: Eukaryota; Metazoa; Chordata; Actinopteri; Cypriniformes; Cyprinidae. The coding region runs from base 119 to 1084 and encodes 321 amino acids.